This is a messenger RNA of Cuscuta epithymum, 1725 nucleotides long. The record is from the annotation of a GenBank genome assembly. Lineage: Eukaryota; Viridiplantae; Streptophyta; Magnoliopsida; Solanales; Convolvulaceae.
GCUAUCCGGAAAAUUCUUUGGGGGUGUCCUCAUUUAGGAUUCUAAAGAAUUUUAAAUGAUUGAGAUUUUAAUGGAAUUGAAUCGGAUUCUAUAGAAUCUGCGAAAUUGUACUGGAAUUCCAUGAAAUUGGAAUCCUCCCUCCGACUCGGAUUUUGGGUGAUUUUUCAAUAAACCCUCAUUCACUUCUACGAAGAAGGAAAUGACCCCAGCCUUGUCGCCAUUACUACGAAGUCAGGUCGGUGACGCCUACCAAGCCUUCUCAGCUUCUUGUCACGUAUGUGGAGAUGUGCAAUCCAAGAAGGAAACGAACCGAAGCGGCAAUAUAUAUUCGACGAGUUGGAAUUGUCGGACUGUAAUCCUUGAUUCCGGUGGCAGUGAUUGAGCAAGCGAGCUCGUCAGAUCCCUCCGUUGCAUCUGCUUUGCUUUGCUUUGCUACUCUACGACAACUCCAUUGAAAUCCAGAGGUUAAGAAGAUAUUUUUGUUACUAAUCAAGUUGUUCAUAUCAGAAGAUUAGAAUGGCUUUCAAAAAUAUUCAUCUUGCACUAGCCAAGACUUUUGGGCUGGAAAGAUUUAUAAAGAGAGGUGGAAGAAAUAAGCAGAAAGGUGAGAGUGGUAGUGUGAAUCACAAGAGGAGGAGGCCUCCUUCAUGGAUGACGCCGGCAGUAUCGCAUGGAUGCCAUACGGUGGAGAGAAGAUCGCCGGCCGCCACCGGCAGUCCGGAGGUGGUGGUGCAGCGGGAGCAGGGGGAGGAGGGGUGCGAGUGGUGGUUCUAUGGAGUUUUUCAUGCUCGGAUUGGCGCUGGACUUACAGAUCACAAAUGAGGCGUAAGAGCAAGCAAACAAUGAAGAAGGCACACCUCAGUGCAAGAGCGAAGAUCAUGAUGGACGCAACAGCAGAGGAGGACCCCUGCAACCUCGGUUCAGCAUCUGCGAUUGUGAUCAACGGGGAACGGCUUGUGAUCGCGAACAUGGGCGAUUACAAAGCUGUCAUCUGCAAAGAUGGUGAGGCCUUCCCAGUUGGUGGUACAAGGCCGCGCUGGCAGAAGAUGAACCACUGGUCCUGUAAAUUGUUUCCAGGAUCUAGAAAGCAGGCUGGUGCUUUCAAGGAUUCUAGAAGCUCGCAAAUUGCUGUCAUGUCGGAAAGAAUAUAUGGCACCACUGAACUUGUCAUCCUCGCAAGUACUGGAGUGUGGGAGGUUAUGAAGGAGCAAGAGGCUGUGAACCUGAUUAGACACAUAGAGGACCCACAAAAAGCAGCUGAGUGUUUAGCAGAGGAAGCUUCAACCAGGAUGAGCAGAAGCAAGAUUGCUUGUUUGAUCAUUCGAUUUGACUGAAGCUGCAAAACAUCAUUCCUAAAGAGGGAAAGUGUUUAUCCAAGUCGUGCCAUGGUACAUGAUGCGCGAGGCACCGGCUAUCCCUUGCAUGCGCAAACAGAAUUUCUAGGGGAUUUAUUGUCCAAAACAACAACUAGUUUCAAGCAGAAUCCGUUCCAGAAUUGAUUGCAAUCAACAUUAUAAAAAAGCGCUUGGUCUAUGACCAAUUCGGAGCUACGCGGGAUCUAGAUGAAAAUUGAAAUUAUGUUGACUACAACUUUGAUAAAAAUAAAAUAAACAAAUUCUCUCUACAAAUAUGAAACUCAGUCCAGUUUAUGCCUCCAGUCUAUUAGGAGUCAGAUAUAUUCUUUAUGCCAUCAAAUUCAAUACAAACAAAUAAAACCAUAAUUCU